AUGAACUAUGCAAAUUUUAAAAAAUGGUUGGAAGAACAUCUUUUGUGUAACUUGCCUCCGAAUAGUGUAAUAGUGUUAGAUAAUGCGCCAUACCAUAAUACCCAGGAAGAUAAAUGUCCCACAUCCGCAUCAAAGAAGUGUGUUAUGCAGGAAUGGCUUCGGGAAAGAAAUAUUGCAUAUACUGCCUCCAUGUUGAAGCCUGAUCUUUAUAACAUAAUAAAAUUGCAUAAACCUCGUUAUGUAAAAUAUGCAAUCGAUAGAAUUAUACGAGCACAAGGACAUGAUGUAUUUAGACUCCCACCAUACGAUCCAGAUUUGAAUCCUAUUGAAACGGUUUGGGCAGCUUUGAAAUCAUAUGUGGGAGCCAGAAAUGUAGACUUUACAUUUACAUCAAUCCAGCAGCUGUCGGACGAAUUUUUUGAAACCUUUCCUGUGGAGGAGUGGAAAAAAAUAACAGACAAAGUCAUCGCAACUGAACGUGAAUUGAUAUCAAAAGAGCCACUAAUUGAUGUAGUCGUAGAUCGUAUUGUUAUUAAUCCAGACGAAGAUUCAGUUAGCGACGAUUUACACUUUUCCGACAGCUAA
Molecule: messenger RNA, 585 nt
Organism: Diabrotica virgifera virgifera (western corn rootworm)
Lineage: Eukaryota; Metazoa; Arthropoda; Insecta; Coleoptera; Chrysomelidae
Exons: 1
Coding region: 1-585 (194 amino acids)
Molecular function (GO): nucleic acid binding
Source: RefSeq, a predicted model, not a curated record